Molecule: messenger RNA, 582 nt
Organism: Ilex paraguariensis (yerba mate)
Lineage: Eukaryota; Viridiplantae; Streptophyta; Magnoliopsida; Aquifoliales; Aquifoliaceae
Source: the annotation of a GenBank genome assembly
AUGGGUUCUGUCAAGCAAAUGGCUGGAGUCACAGGACAUAUAAUGGAGGCUCAGUUGCAGGAUGAGAUAUCACCCAAUCCACGAGUUAGAGCGACACUGCACCUUGGAUCAGAAACUUAUUCUGUUCAUGUGAAGAAGGGAAUUCUUUCUGAACAAUUGGUUUCAAUGAAGGAGGAGAGCAUGAGCAUCCUGAAGGAGUUCAUCACUAAACACAACGAGGAGAGCAUGAGCAUCCUGAAGGAGUUCAUCACUAAACACAACGUUCCAAACAAUGACCCUGAUGAGCCAGAUGAAAUUUCCUCAGAAGAUGAUGCUGAAAUCCCUGAGAAGUCUCCUAGAAAUACUUCUGAGAAUGUGUUGGUGGUCAUUCUUGCUUCUGGAAUCGGAUACUCCACAGCCACUUCCCCGGGAGUGCUCUCUUCAGUGAUGGUGACUCCGAUGAAGAUCAUCAACAUUAUCGGCGCCAUCGUCCUUUCUUUGCUGGCAGUUGUUUCGGCUGACGUGUUCUUCGAAGAGCGCUUUGAAGGUAACACAGAUUUCCUGGACGAGGUUCUAUUUCUCUUAUCAGUGAAUUUUACUUAG